CUGUAUUCAUCCUCCUUUCCGAAUGCCAUUCAAGUUUCAACCCGUGCCGCUCUGAAACGGAUGAAUAUAGUUUAAAAGCUCGAUGUUCGAUAUGCCAUGUCGCUGUCGGCUACGCGCUAUUCAAGCUAGCCCAUCGACCUCGUAUCCGUAUAUGCUAUCGUCAGUCGUCACCUUGGCACUUGACUAAGCUGUGAAGCCAGCUUUACCAUAAUUAAAGGGGCUGAGUCCGUAUUCAAACUUGAAUAUCUGGCGACUGGACAGGCGCCUAGGUCUAUGGUAAAGAUUAUGAAUUGGAGCGUUGGAGAAUACAAUGGCACGAGCAGUCCACAUGGAUAUGGCGCAAUCUACAACGACGGCCCCAGAUAAUCGGGACUUGGACCCUCCUCAAUGUUCCCCCAUCCUUUCCGACGCGACAACCUUGGUCUCCUCGUCCGAAGGUCGGAUUGAUGACGCUGCCCGGAUUUCACGGUAUCAUAUGUACCACCGGAAGCAUGGCAACACCCACUAUACAUUGACCCCGAUCAUUCUCCCCCAGAAAGAAAACCUAUUCCAUCCUCCCAAGGCUUUCCGAAAGGAUCGCAAGACCGCAGAUGACCCCUCCUUAGCCGAAGACCUUCACGAUCAGACCUUCUAUGUGCAUAAGCCGACAUUGAUUUUUCAUCAUCCCCCACGAACGCUGCGUCGUGGGUCCUCGAAGCACGCAAGUCCUGUUUGUUUGACUCGCAAUUCGGGUUUCUGGCGGCGAUGGACCCUGCAGUUCAGCUCCCGACUCGGUGAUGAGGGUGUAUUGGAUCCAAGAGGGGUGGUAGCUCGGGAGGUCGAUGCUGGAAAAGCGGCAGGAGAAGGGCGAUUGAAGGGAUAUGGGGUUCGUAGGUGGAGGAUUCUAGGCGAGUCGGGCAAAGAGCAUUACAAUAAGGCUCGCCAGUGCAGGAAAGAGGAGAAGAAAUCAAAAUCAAACAAGAAACAAAGGUCGCAUAAUAUGGCUCCCAAGGACUCAGUAUCGGAAGCGGACCAGAUUAUCGCCGAUCAGGUGGUCCAUUUGGAUUGGACCUCCCCCUUCUCACGAGAUACACGGCGGUAUCACUUUCGGUAUGCUGACAUUGAGUUCUACUGGAAGGGUACUGGAACGGUCAGGGAGACGAAACAACUGGGAUACCUGUGCAAGUUCAACCACCUGAAACUAGUUGCGCGGGUCCCUGUCUCUAGUGGUAGGUCUGACGACGAGGAUAAAAGUGAUAAUGAACCUGGCCUGGAUAUGCGCGACCUCAUCCUCGGGAAGUAUACCUCAUCCAUUGCCUGUCGCAAGUCCGGCAUCCUAGAACUCUAUGACGGCGCGAUCCUGAAGUUUCUUGAGGAGUAUGUGCCGAAGGAGAGCUUGGAGGACUGGAAACAUCUCGACACAGACGAUGAGCUGGAAGCCAUCCGGCAAACACGGCUCUACGAAGUCAUUGUGGCAACAGCGAUUUGCAUGAUAGUUGGCGAAUGGCAGAAGAGACAGGCGGUCAAAAAGGUUAUCGCAGCGAUCGUUGGGGAGGGUGCAGGUGGUGGUGGGGAUGCAGGAGGUUAAAGAUCUGUGUUUGCUUGGUCAUAUGCAUAUCCUUGAUAACGGCUAGAAGGUUCUGCACGACAUCAUCUACAUAUGCUAUCCUACUCCGAACGGUUCAAUUAUAUGCUUUUUAUUUUCUAAUUUUAUGGGGAAUUGUGCUGGACAAUAUCAUGAAUGUUCAUUCUGGACUUGAAGAGUCGCGGGGUUGCAAUAUCUCAGUACAGAUGUCGGAACCUACACGCAGACUACCUUGGUCAUCUCACCAGCAUUUGGAUACUGGAAAUUGGAAUAUUUUUCCAUUUGCUAUCUCAAAUUUCCGAAUUCCCUGUGAUAAUACAUGCUAAUUACUUCUAAGUGUAUUUGCGUGAUGCUGUGCAAUUG
Messenger RNA from Eremomyces bilateralis CBS 781.70, 1927 nucleotides. RefSeq lists its product as uncharacterized. The coding region runs from base 311 to 1567 and encodes 418 amino acids. Lineage: Eukaryota; Fungi; Ascomycota; Dothideomycetes; Eremomycetales; Eremomycetaceae. The transcript is spliced from 2 exons. The record is from RefSeq and is a predicted model, not a curated record.